Oryctolagus cuniculus (rabbit) is the source of this 1653-nucleotide messenger RNA. The record is from RefSeq and is a predicted model, not a curated record. NCBI's taxonomy places the organism in Eukaryota, Metazoa, Chordata, Mammalia, Lagomorpha, Leporidae.
AUGCUGGAAGCUUCUGUCUCCAGCAGAAUUGCCCUGUGCCCACACCUGAGCAACCUCAGAGCUCGAGAAAGACGACAGAUCGAUUUGAUGGUGGAGAAGUGGGUAGUUGUUGCCUCUGUUGAGGCCAUGUUACGAUUUCCCCUGAAGCCUGGAGAGGAUCCCACAGCCCGCUGUGUCUCCCAAGGGAAAUGUCAGCUUACGGUGGACCAGCCCCAAGCAACUUCCCAAAGACCAGAUGACCCAAAGGACAGGAAAACCAACGAUCAAUUAAAGAGCAAGCCUCAUCAGAAGCCCAAGGCUAUGAAUCAGAUGGCACGCCAUUCAGUAUGUCAUCAGCCUCGAAGGCCCCUGAAGGACAAUAACCCACAGAGAAGAUCAGUGUGCCAGAGGGCUUCCCCACCAGACGGAGAGUACAGCAAGGUGAAAUGCAAGAACUGUGGAGCCUUUGGGCACUUGGCCAAAAGCAAGAGGUGCCCCAUGAAGUCCUGGGGUGGGGCCAUUCCCUUACUGGCCUUGGGUCGCAAUCAGGAGAAGGAGAACCUGAAACCCAAGAAACCUGACGGACUUCAGCCUGCAGAAUCCUUGAGGAAGACUGAGAGACAAGAGGCAGGAACUCACAGGAAACAUUUUCAAAGUCAGAUACAGCUUCGUAGAAUUCGCUUCCUAUUUAAGUUUCACAACACACUGUGUAACACAUGGAUCGAAAACCGGAAUGUGGUCAGCCCUUCUCACCCCAGCACCACAUUCCACAGUGCAGCCACUCCCUUGACCUUAACAACAGACAAGCAUCCUACUAGACCAUUGCCUGUGCAAACAUCCAAGAGGAAGUCGCCCCUCGGCUCUGCACUGCCAUGUCCACUGCCUAGUGAGACACCUUAUAGAUCACGCUGCGCUACUGAGGCUCCAAACAAAACACCUCAGCUGAGCACUGACAGCCCAGCCCAAGGAUCUGGGGUCAACUUUGCUGACUCCCCUCACCAUGUUCUAAAGAAAUUCACCCCAGGCCCAGCUGGCAGUGCCAAGCCAACAGUCAAAGGGCCUGAUGUUUCCUCUCAUGACACUCUUCAACCUGCCAGGAAGACACCUACCCUGGGUCACAGGUCUAAUCCACAGGUGCAGAUCAAAGUUGCGGAGGUGGAUUCAAAGUUGCCUCCACAGCCAGUCACAGAAAAUUGUGUCCAGAACUCCAAACUCAGCACCCAGGCUCCAGGCAAGAGGUCUGCCCAAGACUCCAUCCAGACCAGCCAGAACUGCCCCAAGAAGCCAAGACUCCUGGUUUCCCAACCUCUCUCCAGUACAAGUGGACCUGCACACUCUCGGGCACCCCAAGGGUCAACAAAGAUGCCAGUCCUGAAGCCAAUUUCUGACCCUCAGCCUCCAUCUAACUCACGUUGCUCAAGCUCAGGCCAGAACUGCCCAAUCUUCCAACCUCGAGUGUCCAGUCGUGUUCCAGACACGACACAGAGAAUCGGCCCCAAGAAACAGGACAGUGCCAGGUCCAGAACCCCUCCCACAUCCAAUCCAGGGAAGUCUACAGCUGCUCGUCAGAACACUCACGUCUUAAAGGAGUCUGAGAGGCAGGGUCCCCAGGUCACAAGGAGUGUCCUCUAUGAGGAUCUUCUGGUCUCUUCCUCCUCUGAUGACAGUGACUGA